AUGUCACGGAGUAAGAUUGGGGACGAGACUGACACUUCUCUCUUUGAUUUUUUCAAGUCUCGUUACGGAGGGGAAAAGUCCCAGACGUUUUUGGAUGCUCGAAGGUGUUUUAUCGAGAGCAUGGCCGCCUACAGUGUCUUUUGCUAUUUGUUGCAAGUCAAAGACAGACAUAAUGGGAAUAUUAUGAUUAGUGAUCAGGGUCACGUCAUCCACAUUGGUGGAAUAUGUAUUUUAACCGCAGAUUUUGGAUUUUUGUUUGAGACUUCUCCUGGGGGGAAUUUGGGAUGGGAACCCGACUUUAAACUCACUGAGGAAAUGCUUCAAAUAAUGGGCGGUCGAGCUGACUCGCCUCAUUUCCAAUAUUUCACUGAGUUGUGCAUAAAAGCCUUUCUGGCUAUCAGGUUAUGUUUGUGUUUAUUGUGUAGGCCAUAUACGGACUCUAUUCUGACACUGGUCACGCUGAUGACCGAUAGUGGAUUCCCUUGCUUUCGAGGGAAUUCAAUCCGUCUCCUAUCGAGUCGACUGAGUGCAAACUUGUCGUAUCGUGGGGCUGCUCAGCAUAUGAAAAAGAUUAUAGAUAAUUGCUUUCUUAGUAUUCGCGCUCGUACAUACGAUGUUAUGCAAUAUGUUCAGAACAGGAUUGCUUAUUGA
Molecule: messenger RNA, 651 nt
Organism: Octopus sinensis (East Asian common octopus)
Lineage: Eukaryota; Metazoa; Mollusca; Cephalopoda; Octopoda; Octopodidae
Product: putative phosphatidylinositol 4-kinase alpha-like protein P2
Exons: 1
Coding region: 1-651 (216 amino acids)
Biological process (GO): phosphatidylinositol-mediated signaling; phosphatidylinositol phosphate biosynthetic process
Cellular component (GO): plasma membrane; cytoplasm
Molecular function (GO): 1-phosphatidylinositol 4-kinase activity
Source: RefSeq, a predicted model, not a curated record